This is a messenger RNA of Naegleria fowleri, 1287 nucleotides long. RefSeq lists its product as uncharacterized. The coding region runs from base 1 to 1287 and encodes 428 amino acids. The record is from RefSeq and is a predicted model, not a curated record. NCBI's taxonomy places the organism in Eukaryota, Heterolobosea, Eutetramitea, Acrasida, Naegleriidae. The transcript has a single exon.
AUGUAUCAACCAAAUAAUAAUAAUAAUAAUAACAACCAAAGACCUUCAUCAUCAUUAAAGAGUAGUACGAGUAGUAGUAGCAACACCAGCGGUAUGGCCUCAUCCAAUAAUAAUAUUAUUAACAACAACAACAAUAGCAAUCAUCAUCACUUACCAAUCAUCAUGAUGGGUCAUACCAAUCCAAAUUCCAUUCAAUCACAACCACAGCAACAACAACCACUUCUCCAAGCAACUCCGAGUGCUCAUUCUCUCCUCGAUACAACAACUACUUCUCCAUUAUUUGGCUUUUAUCAACAACAAUCAUCUCUUCCUACAACCUCACAGCUUCAACCAUCUCAAUCAUCACAUCAACAAGAUCAAUUAUUUGCUUCCUUUCUUCUCAAUCAUUACCUCUUGUUGCAACAACAACGAGAAAUGCAUCAACAACAGCAGUCACAACAAAACGAACUCUCUCCAAAUCAACUUCAACAGCAAGCCAUGAUUAAUAACAUGAUGUUAAUGAUGUCCAUGAUGAAUCCGAUUCCUAACGUUAUUUCGCCUUCUCCAAAUUUACCCAUAUUGGAUUCACAACACUAUUCACAACCGCCCAUCCUUCAAUCAGUGUCAUCCUCUAGUAACACAUUUGUCACUAAUAAUAAUAAUAAUACUCUGUCUUCUCUUCAAAAUGGAACCUCUUCCGAUGUACCUACAACAGCCAUCUCCAUUCCUGAACCACUUUAUGAAUUGUAUAUAAAACCGAUUUUAAUGAGUUUGCAGAAUUGUGGGUUGUAUUCAGGCUCGAAUCAACCACAACAACAGCAACAAAAAUUGCAAGAAACUCAGCAACAUGAAAAUCAACUCACUUCAAGCAGUGAUCAUAUCAGCAAUAGCGGACUCCUAUUGUCACCAGUGAACAUGACCAGUAGUGACAAUCAACAACAAAAUGAACUGACAAUUACAUCACCAAUUUCAUUCUCCGUUGAUGAUUCGAAUUUAAGAGCAGAUCAUAACAAUAAUCAAUCGAUGAGCGAAAUGAAUAAUGUAAUUUCACAACAAGCAUUACUCGAAAGCUUACUUUUGGAAGAAGGCUUGGCCUCAGUUGUGGAAUUGUUGGAAGAUCAAUCAAAUAUUAACAAUAAUACUAACUGUAAUAUUUCAAAUUGUGACAAAGAUGAAGAAAAGAAACAAGAAGCUCACAAACAUUACGAUCCAAAGUUAAAUAAGAAAGGUCUCAAGAAGAAGCGUAAAUAUAUCAAAUCAGGUCUAUACAAAAAGACAAGGAUGGAAAUUUUUAUUUUCGAGUGGUGA